This is a messenger RNA of Oryza brachyantha (malo sina), 949 nucleotides long. Its product is annotated as probable DNA double-strand break repair Rad50 ATPase. Lineage: Eukaryota; Viridiplantae; Streptophyta; Magnoliopsida; Poales; Poaceae. The transcript is spliced from 5 exons. The record is from RefSeq and is a predicted model, not a curated record.
AUGCCGUCCGUGAAAGGGAAUUCAGACAUAUGGCAUUCGUGGUUAUCGAAAGGUGAUAAGAAACUUACGAAGUUCAAGGUCCGGGGUGCAAGCGAAACAGAGGUCAAACAUGUACUUCGUCGUGAGUUCAAAGAAUCUGUCGACUAUGACAAGUCCAACGUAAAACCAGAUGGCAGUAGUUUGAAGGUGAAUGUUCCGGGGACUGUAGAUGUGGGAAAGCUCUACGAAAGCCUGAAGAAGAUGGCAUCCAGUGUCACGAUUGAAUCAGUUGUUCCGGAUGAUUUAACAGAAAAACUGAAUCGAUACAAGAAAGAGCUUCAAAGCAUAAAGAAACAGAAGGAAGAGGUGGAGUCAGAACUAACCAAGAGAAAGGAAAAAUGCAAGGAUCACCAGGAAAAGAGAAAGACCGCCGAGGAGGGCUAGCAAAGGUUGAUGAGAGACAAGGAAAAUCUCAACAAAAAGAUCGGUUAUCUGAACUCAAAGCUCGAGAGAAAGGGAGAAGACAACGUGCGCCUCGAGGAGGAAAACAAGAAACUGCAACGAAAAAUCAAGGAACUCGAGGAGAAGCAAAAGGGAUGGACAUCUGUUGGCACUAUAGUCAAGGUGAAUAGCAUGUCAUCUUUGGAUGUGAGGCAUGACGGGGUGCAUCGUAGUCAUAGGAGGCAGAGGAAUGAAUUUCACAUGCAUCAAGAGGGCCAUCUACAGAUAUUGGGGAAUGAUGGAAGGGGCAUGCAUCAACAGCCCAGGCUGGAAUUUCGCCACCGAGGAAAUUGAUCCUCCUACCAUGCUACAUAUGUAUGUGUACUUUCAGUUUGCCUGCCUGUGUGAUACUGAGGAAAUCUACUUGUCUUAGUUGGACUUUUUUUGCUCUGUUCUUAGGGGAUCUCUAGUACAAUAAAUAAAUAAUGCUGGAUUACUGAGUAGUUUUAUUGUACUGAAUGUUUAAGCG